Molecule: messenger RNA, 4551 nt
Organism: Acanthoscelides obtectus
Lineage: Eukaryota; Metazoa; Arthropoda; Insecta; Coleoptera; Chrysomelidae
Source: the annotation of a GenBank genome assembly
CAGUGAAGGAAGGUUUGUCAGUACUGGAGAACGGAUCCGACUGCCAGAUGACGUAACUAUGGGAUAUAUAAUCGAACACCUGCUGAAGCAACCGUUAACAGUCGUCGACCAAUUUCACUCGCAUUUGGAGCUGCUCAAGUUCAUCAGGAAGGAUAUGAUUGAAGAUCAGAUUUCAUUCAGCUACGCGAAGAGUAAAGGGGAAUGGAAUAUCGUGAAGAUAGAUGGAUUUGACGAAGUUGAAGACCAGUACAGAUUCCUGUCGCUGCACUGUUUUCUGUUCCCGUACUUCAGCUUUUGUCCUGGACGGAGGUGAAGAAUACACCAUCGUGUUCCAGAAAAACAGUUGGUAAGUUGGCAAAAAUGCAAUGUGAUCAACGAAAAAGAAGGUUCGUGGUGCUGAGAGGAGGCAGAGGCAUUCUGUGGUCUCGUGUUGAUUGAUUAACGUAUUCUACCUGAAGAUAGACAACCAUGAACUAUAUUUUGGUGUCCAUAAAAGGGAUCUGCUAACGACAUCAGCAGAAUAUAUAAAUGAAUAUAAAUCGUGUCUCAAUAUUCCGUGGACAUAGACUUACUUUUAGACUUACAAUAAGUCUGUUGAAUAUUAUUUACCUUUAUGCAAUAGUGCUUCGUUUGUCCGUUAGAGGGCAUCAAAAGUUUCCUUUUCGGAAACAAUUUUUUUCAGAUAUCUUGGAACCGAUAGUCCGAUUUGAAUGAAAUUUGUGAAACAUGUGUUUUCUGGACGUCGCAAUAUUUGACUUUUACAAAAAAAACGAAACUGCUGCAGGGUGAAAACAACCCCCAACCCUACAUAAGUCAUAGCAGAUCUUUUUCGCAGCUCCCCCAACGACUCUGAGGUUUUUUCAAUUACUUAAUUUUUUUUCAAAACAGAUCGUUGUUUCCGAGAAAAAAAUGUUUUUCGGAGCUGCUUUCUAAAAAACCUUCACAUUACAAACUUCAAGUGUUAAAAUUCUUUGCGCUGUAUUGUUAUGUUCAGGAACACUUGUGUUUUGCUGGAGUUCAUAAUAUCUGACUUUCACAAAAAACCCGAAAGGGUUCGGGAAGGGUGAAAACUUCACCACUACAUAAAGUAAAUUUUUUCAGAACUCUCCCAAUGACAUUGAGGUUUUUUUAUUUGAAAUACCUUUUUACGACUUUAUUUUUGGUCUCAUAAAAACAGGUCAUUUCGCAUGGUUUUAGAGAAUAAAAUAUUUUUCGGAGUUGGUUUCUAUAUUUUCUUGUUACAUCAAAUUUCUAGCACCGUAUUGUUAUGCUGAGGAACAAAAAUGGUGAUCAGAUUGAACACCUUUUAUGAAAGAUUCACACUAUUGCCUGUAUUAAAUAAAAUAUUCGCUAAGUACACUUAAAACAUGAAUAAGACGCUUGGGAACUUCUUGAUGCAACACAUUUUUUUCUGAAAACUAUCCGAGAUGGCCUGUUUUUAAAAUGAGAUAACAAAUGAAGUAAACAAAAAGAUCUACUAAACGAAAAAAAAAAAAUCAGGGUCGAAGGGAAAGUUUCCAAAAAAUUCUGGUAAAAUUUAUGGAGGGGGAGAGGGCUAGUUUUCACCGUUCUCGAACACUUUAGAGUUAUUAGUAAAUAUCAAUUAUUAGAACGUCUAUCAAAACAUAUGUGUUCCAAAUUUCAUCCUAGUCGUACUAUCGGUUCUUUGAAUAUCUUAAAAUAAAGAUUUUUUCAAAAAAGCGCAUUCUUGCGGACAAACGGAGCAGUUUUGAAAGGUAAAUCAUGUCUGAUCGACUUAUUUUGAGUCUAAAAAUACCUGGUACAUCUAUGUCCAUGAAAUAUUGGGGUACCCUGCAGAACUACUUUGAAAACGUUCCAAGUAUUUAGCUGUGCUACUGUCUCAUAGGUAGCACUAGGAUUUGGACUCACUAACACCUUUUUCAAUUGAGCUUGUUCAGGUGUAAUAGGUUAAGAUUUAUUCAUUCAUUCAAAAAUCUUUCUAUCUGUGAUGUUGUAUAUAUUUUUAAGGCACAGAUUGUGCCGUAUACGUAUUAUUAUUGUUUUUAACGAUUCGCAAAUUUUUAAUUGUAGGCCUGCUAGUCUUGUAUAAAAAUUUAUUUUGAGCGGAUACUGUAGUGCAAUUCUUUUAACAUAUUAUGUCUAAGGGUAUUUAUUUGGAGAUUUGAUAUGGGACUAUAAAAAAAACAUCGACGAAGCAUCAAAAUUUACCCUCCAAAAAGUAUCUCAACUUUUUCGAUGGAUGAAGAAGAGUAACAAAACUCACCAUGCAAAGCUCAAACAUAAAAUUUCGCGCCUUUGCUGAUGAGAUGGUAAUGAACACGAAAGCGCUGACUGCGGUUGGAGACGGUUACAGAGACUUACGGCAAACAUGUAUAUUUCAGCAUGUGUCGAUACAGAUUCAGAAGUCGACGUCAAGCCGGAAACGGUAGUUACUAAUUUGUAGUAAUUAGUUACUACAAAUUUCAAUUUUUCCCUAAAGGAGUGAGUGUUAUUCUCGUAGUGUCAGAAAGACUGAUAAUAACGCCACUUUUGCUAAUUCGUGACUGUAUUUAUUAAAUUCAGUAAAAAUGUUCCUUCAGCAGCAAUGCAAGCUUGGCAUCUUCUUAAAAAAUGAUCAGGUUAUCAGACGGGCGAAUCUUCCGCUAUUAACAGACUCAUCUGCUUCCGUUAUUUUGUCCUGUAAUCUACCAGACCGCCCUGUCCAUCUGCUCGUGUAUUCCGUAUCAAGAUGUACUCUAACUGAACGUUCAUAGUGCGCCGGGAAAAGGAUACAAUGAUUCUCCUAUCUAGAAUCUCUGUCAACAUGUUUACUUUAAAACGAUACCGUGAGUAUCUUGUCUCAUCAAAUCGCAAGAUUCAGUGGGCUGUACUUUUGGGCACUCCCGUGCUUGCUUGUAUUUGACGUACUCGGGUCUUGUUCGACUGCUUGUAGUACGACGUCCUCGAAGAAAAGAAAAUCCCUCCUUCACCAUGAGCUUGAUUUGGGAAUCGUCUCCCUGAGAUUAAACGACGCACAUUCACAAAAACUCGGUGAUCGGGGUGAGAGCAGCAUUUGGGUAUCUCUCCUAGCUGCAACACUAGCAUUGCAUCUAUAUUCCCCAUAAAUGAGGACCAUGUUGGCAUAUUCCUGUACAGUGUACCCAGUCAUCACUACACAAUCAUGAAUUAAUAAAAGUGGCGAUACUAUCUGUCUUGCUUUCACUACGUAGAAUGACACUCUCCGUCACUCUAAGAAGAAAUUGAAAUUUGUAGAAAUGGGAACUAAGAUAUCAUCACAAUUUGAAAAGUACACGACUUAGACUUUUGUAUAAUCUCGUUUCUGGCUUGUCUUCGACUUCUGGGACACCCUGUAUAGAAAAGCAUUGCUGUUUGACACCGUGAAUACAUUUUCCGAUUAAUUGAUAGGUCGACCGAGAUGGUGGUGCGACAUCUAUCUAUGCAAAGCGCAGAAUAUCGAACAAUUAUGAGCCAGAGACGUAGGGGGUCUUUCUCUUCUUUCUUCACAUAAUGGGAUAAGGAUGAAAUUCAGCUUGACAAACCAUUGGUAGGUGGAGAUCGUCAGAUGUCUCGCCUACUUGCGCAUAUCGAAUGUGUCUAUCCACAUCUGGACUAACAAUCUUUAUUGUCUGACCUUCCAUAAAAAAUACAGAGAUACUAAAUGAGUUCUCUAUUAGUGGAAGAAUUUCAAAUACGUGUUACUCAACAUAUAAGUCAAGAAAUUUCAAAUAAAGAUUUUAGCUUUCCAAUUAUGUACCCUCAAAAUCAAUCUUUUAGCUAUGAUUUUAAACAGCAACCAAGAAUAUAACAAUAUCAUAUUUAUUUUUAGUGUUGUUUAUCGUUUUUGUGAUACUUUGUACACGUGUAUAGCUGCAAAUAUAAUUUAGUGUGCAAUUAUUACCGAUCGCUCUUUGUAAGCAAAGUAAACAGAUUACAAAGAGUAGGUCGCCAUCAGUAGCUGUUUUCACCUCGGCUGGAGCGAUGACGUUGCCGAGACUGCUCGUCACUAACACAGGUUUUUUCUCGGAAAGUAAUAUAUAUGGCGGAAACCUCGCAUAAAUCAUAACGCUACCGGGCGGUAACCCGCUGCAAAUUUGUUUAAGCAAUUUUUGCAAUAAAUAGAUUUUCGGCUCGUCCGGAGUUCCUUUAUGGUAUUUGGAUCAUGCUUUUGCAGAUUUUUAAAUCGCUUAUAACUGGAACGUCAACGUCAGAGAGGGGUUACUAAGGACCUCUUUUGUUUAAAAUAUGUAAUCCAAAAAGCCUAAAUGAAUGAGAAAAACAUGUUUUUGUCUGUUUCGUUUCAAAAGAUUGUUCAAACUUUGCACCGUAUCACCGCCCGGAAACAUCAUUAUUUAGGUUAAACGACAUCCAACAGACCUGAUAAAAAGAGAGGGAUAAUCUCUCUCAGCUUACCAAAACAUGAAAGGUUUUCACCAGUGCUCCUACUUCUGUUUAGUCUGUUUACUUUGAUUGGAAGCACAUUCGCCUCUGGAUAAAAUAAUUGCUCAAUUAUCCAAAUUGUGUAUAUAUGUAACUAUUGGAAUGAACGUUGAAAUUUUUAUGUAUUGAAUU